AUGAGCAAGCGCAGGCCGGAGGCGGUCGCGCUGCUGGAGGCGAACACACGAGAACGGGACCCCACGCUCUCGCUGGCCAAGUGUCAGCUGACGGCGGUGCCCCUGGACGUUCUUCGUCUUGCUCACGACCUGCACGCGCUCGACCUGUCGGCCAACAAGCUGCGACGGCUUGCCUUUGCAGAGGAGGAUUUGCUGAUGGCAUCUUCGGCCGACGGGCCGGAGGCGAAGGACCAGAAGAUAGACGAAGAACGGAUGAAGAGGGUGGUAGGAGCCAUACGCGAGUUGAAUCUCUCGCUCAACAAGCUGCAGGGUAAAGAUUCCGAGUCCAUCUCUCAUCUCCGCUACUGGACCGGUCUUCUUCGGCUCGACCUUUCAGGCAACGGCCUUCAACAUCUGCCGGCAGACUUUUGGGGCGUGCUUCCGGCUGGGCUCGCCGAGCUCAAGCUGUCGUACAAUUGCCUUUCCGAGCUGCCCGCCCCGCCUCACAGGGACGACGACAACAGCACGACUGCGGCAGCCGAUGGCGACCGCGCACCGACGCUGCUGUUGCCGCCUUCCUCCCUCUCCACGCUGCACAUCGACUGCAACGGACUGAAGAGUCUGCCGGCGACGCUGCCGCUGCACUGCCCGAACCUCACACAGCUCUUCUGCAGCGACAACGCGCUGAAGGCCAUCCCGGCCUCGUUCGUUGCCUUUCGCAGCCUGACGCACCUCGACCUGUCGGGCAACCGCAUCUCUGUGCUCCCCGCCGAACCCCACUUCUACGCCAACCUCGCGAGCAGCCUCGUCCACAUGAACCUCAAGGACAACGCGCUCACCUCGCUGCCGCCCGCUCUGUCGGUGCUGACGUCGCUCGAAGUGCUGGACCUGCGGAAGAAUCGGAUCGACGAUGUUCUCACGGAGACGCUGGAGAUCCCAUCACUGUGCGUGCUUGAUCUAUCGUGCAACAAGCUCAAGCAGAUCGGACUCUCAGAACGAUUGACGCGGCUCGAAACGCUCCGAUUAGAGCACAAUCAGUUGCUGAGCUUGCCUUCAUCUAUCGGCUCCUUCACUUCGCUACUGCGGCUCUACGCACACGACAACAAGAUGGAGCGGUUACCCGAUGAAAUCGUCAAUCUUACACAGUUGCAGGAACUUGACGUGGGCCGAAACAAGUUGGUUGAUGUACCCCAGGCGCUGGACGAUAUGAAGCGACUACCCACCCUGCAGUAUUACAGGAAAUCGCUCCCUGAUGAAGUCAUUCCCGGCCUCUACAUCGGUGGCACUGAGAGCGCUGCCCACUUGCCGGCACUGCUCCACCGAAAGAUCAAAGUCAUCGUGCAGUUGGUCGUGGAGAGCGAGCAACACUUCCCGGACCAGUUUGACUAUCUCACCUACAGGAUAUCGGACCACCCCACAUCGCACCUCGAAUUCCUGCGUCUUUGGUCGCGCUAA
Molecule: messenger RNA, 1434 nt
Organism: Acanthamoeba castellanii str. Neff
Lineage: Eukaryota; Discosea; Longamoebia; Acanthamoebidae
Product: leucine rich repeat domain containing protein
Exons: 7
Coding region: 1-1434 (477 amino acids)
Molecular function (GO): protein binding
Source: RefSeq, a predicted model, not a curated record